CUCCUUUAUCGACCUACAUUCACCUCGCGCAAGCGUUAGGGAGUGAACCCGUCGCCUCUCCCUGUCGUCGCCUGGCCAGAAACGGCCGUUUCGAUCCUUUUAAGCCGCCGCCGCCGCCACGAUGAUUCGCUUUCGCAGAUACCGCGUCUUCCUAAUAUUCUCCCUCAUUAUAAUCGCCCUAUUAUACCAGGUGUCCAAGAACUCCCGCUGGGACCCCGCUGGGCCGUCUCCGUAUGACUCUCCACAGUGGAACUCGGGUUCAGAUCGCAAGCCGUCGUAUGGAGGACCCGAGGAGGUGAGGCUAGCGGAGGGCAAUGGUGAGGCACCGGCCGAACCACAACCCAAGGAACCAGCUCCAAUCAAAAUCCCCCAGCUCAAGACUAGCAACGAGCUCAAGGGAGAAUAUGGCUUGCCCACGCCUACCGAGACGCCGACGCCGGCGGAGACGAGGGCUUCUGGUGCCGAUAAACCUAGCCCAGUCAAGGGCGCCGCUCACGCGACGGGCGCUGUCGUCCUGGAUAUCCCGAUCCUAAAACCCGGCCUUGUCGAGGACUUAUCUCAAGCCGAAGACGAAAGCGCCAUUGUUCAGAAGCCUCCAGGGGCUUUGGAGGGCCCAGCGAAGCCGGCGAGCACCGCGGUCCAUUGGCGCAAGGUUCCUGAGCAGUUCCCAGUCCCGGAGGAGUCGUUGAUCAUGUUGCCGACAGGCAAGCCCAAGCCCAUCCCUACCGUACAAUACCGCUUCGGAGACGAGUCGGAAACGGCAAAGGUGAAGCGGGAGUCGCGGCUGGCCAAGGUCAAGAACGAAGCCCUGCGCGCCUGGCGGGGCUAUAAGAAAUUUGCGUGGACUCACGACGAGUUGAAGCCCGUCUCCCAGGACUUCCGGGAUCCGUUUUGCGGCUGGGCAGCGACGCUUGUGGAUUCCCUGGAUACUCUCUGGAUCAUGGGGAUGGAGGACGAGUUCGACCAAGCCGUGCAAGCUGUCAAGGACAUUGACUUCACAACCACGCCCUACAGAAAUGAUAUCCCCGUCUUUGAGACUGUGAUCCGUUAUCUGGGAGGUCUGCUCGCCGCCUACGACGUCUCCGGUGGCCACUCGGGCAAUUACAGGAUUCUUCUAGACAAGGCGUUAGAGCUUGCAGAAAUCCUGAUGGGCGCCUUCGAUACUCCGAACCGCAUGCCCGUUCUUUAUUACAGCUGGAAACCGGAGUACGCGUCCCAGCCACAGAGAGCCUCUUCAAGCGCCAGUGUGGCAGAGCUUGGGUCCUUGUCCAUGGAAUUCACGCACCUGGCCCAACUAACAGGCAAGAACAAGUAUUAUGACGCCGUUGCUCGCAUUACGGACGCCCUCGAAGAUUAUCAGAACCGGGGUACUGCCCUCCCCGGUAUCUUCCCGGAGAGGAUAGACGCUUCUGGCUGCAACCGAACUGCCGCCCAACUGAACAGCCUUGCGGCCAGCAGCAAGGGUGCCCGAGCUCAGGCAGAGGCUGCCGAGGACAUUUCCGACCCCGAAGGAUACACCCCCGACGCACUCCCCGGGGAUAAGGCACCGAAAAAGCAGGGGGACAACAAAAACAAGGUUGAAUUUCAUGUCACCCCUGGAGUCAACCCUGGUGAUCCGGGGAUCGGUGAGAUCCACAACAUUGGGAAGCGCGAUGUAGACAGCACAAACGAGAAGCGAGAUACGAGUCCCGCUUUCGUGUACCAGCCGUUCACGGCUGCUGGAUCGGCCGCAACCUGGGAAUGUGUUCCCCAGGGCCUGACAAGCGGAGGCUCCAUGGAGUCGUACAGCAUGGGAGGCAGCCAAGACUCGACGUACGAAUACUUUCCGAAGCAGUACCUGCUGCUCGGGGGCCUGGAACCGAAGUACCGCACCAUACAUGAGAAGGUUGUCAAAGCAGUCAAGAAGUACCUGCUCUUCAAGCCCUUGACCAAGGAUGAUCGGGACAUCUUGUUCUCGGCAAAAGCGAACACCAGGGACAACUCUGACGAGGACCUCAUUCGCAACUAUGAAAUCACGCACCUCACCUGCUUUUUGGGAGGCAUGUUCGGCUUGGGAGGCAAGAUCUUCGAGAGUCCCGAGGAUGUCGAGGUGGGCAAGAGGCUCGCAGCUGGUUGCGCCUGGGCAUACGAAACCUUCCCGAUGGGCAUCAUGCCAGAGAUGUCAACCAUCACGCCAUGCGAGGAUCCAAGCGACUGCCACUGGAACGAGACCCUGUGGUGGGACCGACUGGAUCCCAACCCCAAGUGGCGGGAUGACCAGAUGCGGGAUUAUUUUGAGAGGAAGAGGGAAUAUGAGCAAGAACUCGCGCUGUUCGAGAAAGAGGCUGCCCUGAGAGCCAAGGCAGAGGAGGAGGCGAAGCGACAAGAGGCGCUGAGGAAACAGAGCCAACAGGUGGACAACGACAAGCGAGAGGCCGGCUCUGUCUCGGAUCUGGCAGCCGCUGGCCCGGGAGGGAACGGCACCGUUCCUUCGAUCCAGAAGAGACAGGUUGCCGUGAGUGCUGAGGCGGCCGAGAGGGCGGAUAGGGAGACCCAGAUCGAGGAGAAGGUCAGGACGCUUGAGGCCGAGCUGGACCUGAACAGCGUCACUGCUCAUCAGAGCCACACCGGCGCGGGCCAGGCCCACGCUGCUGAGCCUCAACGGCCCGAGGAGCCCGCGAAACCAGUCUCGCACGCCGAGUUCGUCAAGAACCGUAUUGCCAAUGAACAUCUUCCGCCAGGGUUCACCACGCUAAACGAUCGGCGGUAUAUCCUUCGACCCGAGGCGAUCGAAUCGGUCUGGUACAUGUACCGCAUCACCGGUGAUCCUUUGUGGCAGGAGAGGGGCUGGAGGAUGUUCGAGUCCGUCAUCGCUGCGACGCAGACCCCAAUCGGGCACAGCGCCGUCGACGACAUCACGAUUGACCCGGCUAGCGAGGCACCAAUGCUCGUAGACAACAUGGAGAGCUUCUGGCUCGCCGAGACGCUCAAGUACUUCUAUCUCCUGUUUACCACGCCGGAUGUUAUCUCCCUAGAUGACUGGGUCCUCAACACGGAGGCCCAUCCGUUUAGGCGCCCGACUUGAACCCUGGCCGGAAUUGAGAAUACCUAUGGGACUGUCUCGAUCCUAUAAAAGGAAUGAAUGAAACUUCUUAAUGGCCGUUCUCUGGGGAAAUGAACGAGAGGCGGGGCCAAGACAAGGAGCUCAUUCGCAUGCAUGGCUUGAACCAUCACGACCAUGGGCGACGUCGCGCCCUCUUCAUUGGACGGGAGAACUCAUUGUGCCGGCGUUUGGCGUAAACUUGAAUAGGCCCGUACAUAAUCAUGUUGCUAAUUUGUAUACGAAAGCAGCCCAGAAACCCUGGGUCCUGCGUUUUAUUUCUCCAGGCAUUGGGGGUAUC
Phialemonium atrogriseum is the source of this 3380-nucleotide messenger RNA. RefSeq names its product putative glycoside hydrolase. The transcript has 2 exons. Gene Ontology annotation, biological process: mannose trimming involved in glycoprotein ERAD pathway; carbohydrate metabolic process. The record is from RefSeq and is a predicted model, not a curated record. Lineage: Eukaryota; Fungi; Ascomycota; Sordariomycetes; Cephalothecales; Cephalothecaceae. Gene Ontology annotation, molecular function: mannosyl-oligosaccharide 1,2-alpha-mannosidase activity; calcium ion binding. Gene Ontology annotation, cellular component: endoplasmic reticulum; membrane. The coding region runs from base 122 to 3064 and encodes 980 amino acids.